AGCGCGGUUCUGGUGGAUCCUGGUAAACAGUAAUGCUGUUGCAUGGCAGAGCACUGGAGCGUGUGGUAAUCCGGACUCUUGGCUGCCUAUAUGCUCCAGUGCUCAGCAGACACAAAGAACCUGGAGGAUUUCUUCAAGGGCUCAGCGAGUCAAAUAUCCACGUCCUGCAUAAUUUGGCUGCCGUUUAUAGACCUCUAGACGUUAUUUGGAAGAUAUUAUUUUGACAUUUGAAGCUCAGUUGGGAAUUGGAUUCUGCUGGUGAGGAGCUAAAUUACAGUCCUUGAUGUAUCUGCUCUGUUUCCCCGUGUUGAAGAUGAUGAAGACGAUGCUUCUGCUGGUUCCUGAAAAGCAGUUUGAAGCUUCGAGCUCUUGCCUCGACUCUGGUUUGACACAGGUUUGACUGAAUAUUAAAGCUGACGUUCCUCCCGCCUGCCUGGUCUCAUCUGGAAACGUGCCAGUCAGCGAAGUGAAACUGUUAGAAUGCAUGUAGAUAAUUGUGUUGAAUAUGUUUGGAGUGCCAGCGACGGAGGCUCCCGUUGGACCAGAGCCGUGCUGAGUUCACCAGUGAAACCAUCAUCUCCCAUUGUUUCUGUUGUUGGGGAUUCAUAAAAGAUGAAAGUCAUGUUGUGGCCCUUUGCUAAGUUAAGAUAAGAUGAGCUAAGCUAAGCUAAGCUAACAUAAUAACAGAGGGUUUUUACAACUAUUUGUAUCUGAUGAAUUGAGACUCUUUAACUGUUGUUUCACCUGCUUUGUCUUUUAUUCUUGUCUCUGUGUUGUUCUAAUCUCCUCCUCCUCCUGAUGAGCCCCUCCUCUUCUGGUCCCGAAGGAUUUAAAGAUUUGCUGCAGUAGUUUUAAGGUGCUGUGAACAUUUUGGACAUUUAGACGUCGAUGAUGUGCAGCUGUUGCAUGGUGAAGGACAGAUGUUCUUCCAGAGGCUGGUGUUUCUGACUCCUCAGACCUCCUCCUCUUUGUUUCUCCUGAUGAAGGGUCACUAACCUCGGGUGAAUCUCGCUGAUUAAGUGUAUUUUUCUAAUGAAAUAAGAUGAAAACCUGCCCCAUUCUUCCCCGACAAACGUUUGCGCCAGCUUCCACCGGAGCCAUUAUCGGCUAUUAAUUAAGCCCUUGGUGAUUUCUCAUAAAGAGAAAGUAAUAAUUUGAACGUCUCCGCUCACUUCCCCGCGGCGCUGAGUGCGCCGCCUGCCAUUUGAUUAGCGGGGACGCCGAAGUUGGCUCGGUCACGGGCGCUGAGGCGGUGGGAGGGGUCUGCGGAGCUCUCCCUCUAAUUGACCAGGGAGCAGAAGCGGCCGCGCACGGACGCAGGUUUGGCGCUUUCUCGCGGCUUUUUGGGGCGCUCCGCGUCCGCUCACGCUCGUUAGCGCGUCGCGUGGCUGAGAGCGUUGGUUAAACGCGAUCAAGAGCGAGCAGAAGAGGCGGACGAAGUGCUGACGGGCAGCGGAGGUGUGAUUGAGCUUCGUUUCCCGUAAUGACUGUGCGUCGCUGUGGGAAUGCGUCCACUUGCUUAGCUGGACUUUAAAACGCUCGCGCUGCACCCGCGGCAGAGCUGCGCAGAGACUGCGCUGGCGCGCGGUCGUCAGCGUCUCGCAGCGACGGCGCGUGCAAAGGAUUCAAGUUGCCGUUUCGCGUGUAGUCAUUUAAACAGCGCGUUGUGUCUCUUUGCCUAGUUUUCCUGACGGGCGGACGCAUGGGCUCGACUCGUCCGGAAACCCAGCCCAUGUUCAAAUGGCUGAUCUCGAACUGUUCUACUUUGAUCAGCCCGAUCCGAGAGGCGCCGCGCUGCUUUUAAACGAGCAAAGUGUCGCCGAGAGCAUCUACGGGGGCGGGAAGUCACUCGACCCGGGCGGAGGAGAGGAUUCAGCACCAUGGACAGAGGCGGAGCAGGACUCGGAGACGUCGUUCACGCGCAGACGGCGGGAGGAGGAGGACGGGGAUGAUGUCCAGCUGAUCGGGACCAGUCCUCAGAGCCGCGGGCUGAGCCCCAGCUCCUCCAGCGACCGGUCCGAGGCGGAGGAGGCGCCGGGCGACGAGGACGACAUCACGGAACUCUACCUGCCGUCCGACGACGACCUCGCCGCCGACGGCUCGGGGACGUCCGUGGACUACGGCUUCAUCCUCGCCGUCGCCUGCCUGGUGACCGGCAUCGCGUUGGUGGCCGUGUCCUACACGGUGCCCCGGGACGUGCGCGUGGACCCGGACGGCGUGUCGGCGCGGGAGAUGGAGCGCCUGGAGCGGGGCCGGGCGGCGCUGGGGGCCCAUCUGGACCGCUGUGUGAUCGCGGGGCUGUGCCUGCUCACCCUGGGCGGCGUGCUGCUCUCCACGCUGCUCAUGGUCUCCAUGUGGAAGGGCGAGAUGAUGAGGAGACGGGCCUUUGCCUAUUCCCAGCACGCAGCCAAGCUGUACGGCUCCAUCAGUCUGAGAGCCGGCUCCAGCCCGGUCCAGUCCUGCUCACAUUUGUCAGUGGCUGAUGAGGAUUUAGAAGUACUCAGCUGAAUUUAUGGACAUGGAUCCUGGAUCAGAGGCGUAGUGGGAGUGAUGCCUGUUUAGUUCUAACAGCUGAGGCAACUUUGUUGUUUUGCUUUAAUUGAAAUAUCCGCAUUUGUCUGAUUUAUACGAGCUUUGUGUGCACAGAAAAAGGCUUUGGCUGCUGUUACUGGUCCAUCUGUCCAAGCGGGCUUAUAAAAUAUCCUCUCAUAAUCCAAUUGCACUGUUGGACACGUGGGACCGGCUCCCGUGUCUGUGUGGAGCUGCAGUGAUGUGAAGCAGGUCCGUUCCAAAGGACAAGCGGCUGUUGCGUUGAGGAGCGGUCGUUGAACCUGCUUUAGGUUUUCACCACACUCCGUUUCCAGAGCGGCUUCUGUUAAACGCGCCACGCGUCGCUCUGCGCUCGUCGGCUUCUCUUCCUGUGACUGUUGCUCCGUCAGAAAAGGCAGGCGAGCGUUCGUGGACGAACCUGGACUUCAGACUGAGGAUGUGCAUCCAGACACAGCACGCAGCGCUUCCACGUCACGGCAGAUGAUGCUUCGGUGCUUCCUCCACGGGUGAUUCAUGAGCCCACGUGACCAAGCCUGUAUCAGUGCACACAGAGCGAGGUGGAGCUCAGACCUCAGACUGCGCUUCCCUCAAACAGGUCGUUGACCUCUGACCCCCCCCAUGGUAUGUCGCUGCACCGCUGCGUCCGACGAAGCAGCGACUGUGAUCCAGUGAGCUCAUUUUCAGACGUCGUGUGUCUGAAGCGCGUCGCUGCAGCUGCAGGGGCUCAAACCUGAACCAGCAGGGCUCCAUUUUCUACACGUCACAAACAGAACUUGGCUGAAGCGCAGCUCACAGAGCUGUGUCUGGUUUCCACAGGCAGCGACUGCACGUCUCUCUCCAAAGACAUUGUGUUUAAUGUGACUGGGAGAUGCCGGAGCGAUGCCUGCGUGCGCUCCGAUUUGUUGAAACGUAAAUAGUGAUACCACAGGAGGUGUAAUUAGAUUUUGUGGCCGAGCACCGAAGGCAGGGAGGCUCCGUUUACUCCACAUCCACUCGGGGCUUUUGACUGCAGAUGUUCAAACGCGUACAGCGAGAAAAUCAACAGCAAAGCCCUGGAGGAGAGAUCUCCUGGUAAUUGGUGUUACUUAACUGCUGGUGGGAGGCCUGCAAAUCACUGAGAGGAGAAAAAAAACACACGGCAUCAUUUUAUCAACCGCUGCAAUCAGGCCCACUUCACCCUCGCAUCAAAAGCCAAGCGUUCCGGCUGCAGCGGCGCUGUGACUGCCGCAUCCUUAUCCUCCACACGUCCAUCCUCCGUUAGCGCUCGCCCUGUUAGUGUGAUGACGAGGUGGAAUCUGAUGACCUCAUAGCCUGCUCCUGUGCUCAUCCGUCCUCCUCUACCACAAACAGGGCCUUUAACCGGUGCCUGUUGACUUCUGCUCGUCCGUGCAUUUUAUGACGUCUGACUUUGUGAUGGAGAGUUUAGACUUCAACCGACGUCCUUCUAGUUGCUGUGGAGAACAGCUGGUACCGUUGGGCACGUGUUCAGUGUUCACUCAGGCCCCGAGUCUGAGGCUCAUUACUCUCCAACGCGCGUUCUCCACACGACUGUCUCCCUAUUGAUCUUAAUUCAGAUUGUUCGGCCUGGAGAGGAAAUGAGCUCUGAGGACCCACACCUGCACACAGUCACCGUUCAGGAGCAGCCGAUGCUGCAGCAUUAG
Messenger RNA from Betta splendens (Siamese fighting fish), 4211 nucleotides. RefSeq names its product transmembrane protein 74. The transcript has a single exon. The record is from RefSeq and is a predicted model, not a curated record. NCBI's taxonomy places the organism in Eukaryota, Metazoa, Chordata, Actinopteri, Anabantiformes, Osphronemidae. The coding region runs from base 1741 to 2508 and encodes 255 amino acids.